AUGAGCGCGCGGGAGCCAGCAAGAAGUGGGACAGUGUUCAGUAAUCGUGCCGCGGUAUUGCGCCAUCCGCCGCGACCGUCGGCGGGCGAGGGACAAGUAUUUCCAAGAAUAUCCUCACCUCAAGAGUCCACCGGUGGCACCAUGAUGGGCCUAACGAGCAUCGGCCAGCCCGAUGAUGUCAGACAGCCGGCACAGGCUGCCGUCGGUGACGGUGGCGUCGUCAUGCGCCGGCGAGUGAUCGAUCUGGAUAAGAACCGUAUCAAGUGCAACCGAAACCGUAUCUGGCCACGGCCAUCCAGUUUUCUCAGCUUCUUCAAACAGUCGCUCGGUUCUUCCAGUGGACCAUCGGCGGGGGAGAGUGUUGCUGGAACUCCUCCUCCACCUCCUCGUCCACCGAUAUCAAAUGGAGUUCCUAAUGGCACCGAACCGGUCGUGGAGCCUCGAGGCGACUCCAAACGAGCCACCGCCCAACAGUUGGACCUCAAUAUGAUCCGCAAGCUGGAGGAGGAGAUUUACAAGCGUGGUCGGGAGCAGCGGCCCGAUGCGGAAGCAAGAGACUUCCACGAGUUCUACUUCAAUCAUGGCCGGCGCCAUUCGGGCGCCGAGCGGAAGACGUUCGCCAGCGAAACGUCCGCUUUCAACGGCGAUAACCAUCGGGCGGUGUUGCUAGUGGAUUCGAACGCACUCGAGCCGAUACUGUUGAAGCGUCCCCUCAGUACCGAAGAGGCGGCACUUCUUCAGGAUCGACAAGAAGCUGCGAAAGAGCAAGAUAGCGGUCGCCCACCUGAUGGCGUUGGUGGUGGCAACAAAUCGAUCAUCAUCGUCGAUAACUCCGAGUUCUAUCCCGUGCUGAUGCGGUACGACAUCAACUCGGAGGAGAUCGAGCGCCAGGCACACCAGCAGCAGCAGUAUCGGCGGACUAGAAACGAGAAGCUUAAAAUAGACACCACGGGCGGACAGUGUCAACCGCCGUCCUCAUCGACAUCGUCGACGUCGUCGUCGUCUGCCGCGUUGUCGGCCGUUGUCACCAAUCCGCCAAUCCCGACGUCAUCGGCCGGGGGUUUCCCGAUGAAAGCCGACGGACGGUUGUCAUCGACCACUUCCUCCCUGAGUGGCGCAACCACGUCACCGAGUCCAUCGCCAUCCAUUGCGCACCCCGACAAUGGUGGUGGUGGUAGUACCCCUGUAAGCAAUCUGCCAAAAAGUCGUCCCCCGACUAGCUGUAGCUCAUCGCAUCCGGGGCUUCCCCUUGGUGGUGGGAGUGGUGACCGAGGAGCACAGAAGGCAAAGCAGAACCCUCCGCAAAGCCGUACCGCAAAUCUCUUCCAACGGUUUCUACAACAACGACGCAGUCUGAAUCUCUCCGUGCGACGCAGCAAACGGGGACGUCCACCACACGAGUGUCCACACUUCAAGGGUGGAGGUGUGGUGCCAACCCCGGACGUUCCCUUCAGGCGGCCGGUUUGGGGAGAUGUCAUUCUCGCGAGAAGUAGCAACGGUAGCAUCGCCAGUGGACAUAAUAAGGUGAAAUUUGAGUACCUCAAACGAAUGGCCCGGUAUGACUGUGAGGUCGGUCGCGUGUAUAAUUCCCGGGGGAGAAGCUUCCCAAUUGCUGGCCGACUGAGGAGACGUGCCGCCAGUGAGCCGGACCUGGUCUCGAGGCAAAACUGGAAGAGUGAUAGCUUCGUGCAGCAUCUACACGCUCGCCCACACCGCCGUACGCUCUACUGGAGCACCGGUGAUCUCGGAACGCUCGGACGGAUGAUGGAGCAAGGCCGGAACUUUGAGAAUAUCUUCGACAGUACGAGCGACAACCUGUCCGCACGCCUCUCCGCCGUUGGACCCACGUGUAGUUCGAGCUCGUCCUCGGUACCGUUGUGUGGUUCGGGAUCGCUUUCGGGAUCUUCCACGACGACGGGCUCCUCGCAGGGCAGUACGGCUUCCGGUAGUCAACAGCGCGCCCUACAGCGACGCCUCGUGGCCGCCUUAGUCCGGCAGUCGCACAGUAAACCUCCACCAUCUGGUAGCACCUCGGCAGCGUAUAGCGGCUCCGGUUCGAAUUCAUCCGCGUCACUUGCCACCUCCGGGACUCCAGCAGCAAACUCCGGAGGAAAUAUCCUCCGCAAAAAGUCCUCCUCCUUCCGGGGAGUCCUCCGACGCUCCAACACCCCGGACGUAGUCAAUACCUGGGUGUAUCGCAAAAGCUACGAUGGCUCCGGAAACGGUCUAGGAGAGCCCCCGUACCACCGGGGGCACGGUAGCCCACACGCCUCGCCAUCGCGGUACUCGUACGGCAGCGCCGCCAAGAGCCCGCUCCAGCAUUGGCGCACGUCCAGCGCCGGAGCGACCGACUUCAAACGCAACUCACGUCUCCGCAGUUCGGCCGGCGCAGCGGUCCCGGGGGCGGCCGGUGGACACAACCACCACCAGCACCAGCAGCAGCAUCGCCCGCACCACAACAUGGCUGAUCUGAACGUUCCGCGUGGCCACUCGCCGCACUUCAGCCCCUCCCGGCAAGCCACACAAACCGGAGACACCCAAACACUGCACGUUUACCUGCCAAACCAUGGCUUCCGGAUGAUACGCUUCGACGAGGCGUCGGACGUACGGCAGAUCAUCAAUCUGAUCGUCGGCUAUAUGUCGCCGGGGCAGAAGCCAAACCCGCAAAGCUACGCGCUCCGGUUGCGCCACAUGCUUACCAAAGAGGUCCUCUGGAUGCCGCCGGACACGUCGAUGCUGCAGGUGAUGGCCCACAUCUACAACCCGUGCUGCAGCAACGCGGACUGCCCGAACGUGGACAAGAGUACGAUCGCGAAGCGCAUGCAGCAGAAGGCGAGCAGCACGGCGGUCGGCCAUGGGAACAGCGUGUGGAAGGCGGAACUGCGCGUCCGCUACAUCCCGAAGAACCUGAAGGAGCUGUACGAGCGCGAUCGCACCACGUGCCACUUCUACUUCGACCAGGUCAAGCAGGACUACAUCCAGUCGAACGUGCCGAACAUCGAUCCGGAGAUUGCGGUGCAGCUGUGCUGCCUCGGCAUCCGGCACUACUACAAAGACACUAGCAAUACCUCGAACGACCGGAAGCAGCAUCUCGACUACAUCGAGAAGGAGAUGGGCUUCGGCAACUUCAUACCGAAAUCUGUGAUAGAUACGAUUAAGCAGAAGAAUCUGAAGAAGCAGAUCCAGGCCGGCUACAAGAAGGUGUACAGCUACAGCGAAAUGGAGUACAUGCUCAAAUUCUUCGACCUGCUGCGCACGCAGUACACCUUCGACCAGGAGCAGUUCAACGUGCAGCUGAGCAGCAGCUGGAACAUCCGCGUCGAUCUGAUCAUUGGCCCGCACGUCGGCAUCUCGUACUCGGUCAACCCCCAAGCGCCGCCCACGAAAGUGACCGACUUCGAGAGCAUUGAGCGCAUCACGACUAGUGUGCUGCCGACGUCGCUUACGAAAAGUGACCACCAGUCGUCGGGCCGCGGUAAGGGUAAAGACCAACCAGAUCUGACCAGCUCCUGUGGCGGUGGUUCGGGAAGCAACUCGUCCACCGGCGACGGAGGCAGCAAAAAAGACUCGAAGAAGGGUGGAUCGUCCGGCGGGUCGUCGGGCAGCGGCACCGCCAGCCAGUGCGCGUGCGGCGAGAUCAAGACCCAGCUGCGGAUCCGCGUCAACGGCAACAGCGAGGACCUGGCGAUCACUUGUGAUGGUAUUAAGACUUCCGAAAGUAUAGCCGAUCUAGUCGAUGGAUACUGUAGAUUAUUUAACAAUAACGAGACCAGCCUGUGGGAUCGCUCCGUCAUACCAAAGGGUACGCCGCCAACCGGCAACAGCGCCACCAACUCGCUCGAGAAGAGCUCGCAGCUGAAGAAGAGCCUCACGGAGUCGCAAACGUCCGGCGCCGAUCGGCAUGGAUCGCGAUCCUCCAGCGUGGAUCGGUUGAACGGUGCCAACGAGAUGCAAGAUUCCACCGCCGGUCAGCUUCCAAAACCGACGCUAAACGAGGACUACGCCGAGCUGGGUAUGUGCGACGAGGAGGGUGACUACUCGACGCCGGCUGCUCGGGACUACGAGCUCGAACGAACGCAGAUUACGCUGAACGAGAUCAUCGGCGUGGGGCAGUUCGGGGACGUACACAUCGGUACCUGCCGGCUGCCGAACAAGUCCACCCUGGUCAGCAAGCUGAACCAAUCGCUGACGACCGAGUUCGAUGAGCAGUUGAUGCUGGAUAAUGGCAAUGCCGACGCGCAGAAGACUGGCAUUAUUCAGGUGGCCGUGAAGACCUGCAAACCGGACGCGGAUACUACGACCUCGGAGAAGUUCCUGCAGGAAGCAUAUAUCAUGAAAAAGUUCGAGCAUCCACACAUCAUCAAACUGAUCGGAAUUUCCAGUGGUCCGCCGAUCUGGAUCGUCAUGGAGUUGGCCCGUCACGGUGAACUACGAGCAUAUCUGAAGAAGAACGGUCCCAAGCUCAAGCUUGGUACGCUUCUGCUCUACUCGUACCAACUGUCGACGGCGCUCAGUUACCUGGAAUCGAAGAAGUUCGUUCACCGCGAUAUUGCCGCACGAAACGUUCUGGUCAGCUCACCGACGUGUAUUAAGCUUGCCGAUUUUGGACUCUCAAGAUGGGUUGAAGAUCAAUCGUAUUAUACUUCCACCAAAGGUAUGCUUCCGAUCAAAUGGAUGGCGCCGGAAUCGAUCAACUUCCGGCGCUUCACAACCGCCAGCGACGUAUGGAUGUUCGGUGUUUGUACGUGGGAAAUUCUCAUGCUCGGUGUCAAACCAUUCCAAGGCGUUAAGAACUGUGACGUGAUUGGGAAGCUAGAGAACGGUGAACGUCUUCCGCUGCCACCGAACUGCCCGCCCCGCCUGUACUCGCUGAUGUCGCAGUGCUGGUCACUGGAGCCGCUGAAGCGGCCCAACUUUAAGAGUGUCAAAGAAACGCUCUACGAAAUUUUGAUGGAAGAAAGACAUAGUGACUGUGAAACGAUGCGCCGGGAAAAUCGCCGUGUGGCAGCAAUGUCCUGGGGUGCCGGAGACGAUAUGGCACCUCCGAAGCCUGCCCGUGGACCUACAAUGGGUGGCGAUGGUCCCCUUGUGCCGGGUGCACCCCAAACCUACAUCGUUGCCCGCGACCCGACCGUGCUGGCGGCGCUGAUGCGGGAGAACGAGCAGCGGGGCAUCAAUCCGUCGUCCUACACGACACCGGCCUCGCAACAACAGCAGCAUCAAACGCAGCAGCCGUACUACCCGCAAGGCAACUCCAUCGUCACCUACCAGCAGUACCAUGCCCAGCAGCAGCACCAGCAGGCCCUCGCCGCCGAGUACUACCAGCAUCAGCAUCAGCAGCAACAGUACGUGAUGCAACAGUCACAGCCCGCUCUAAUGGGUGGACAUCCAGGGAACUAUAUGGCGUACAGUGGUGGCGUUGCCCCACCCCCACAAACUGGUGGUCAAUAUCCGCAGGCGAACUUUGUCAAAUCGCCCCAGCAGGAAGAUCAACCCCCGGGUGGAGCAAAAUCGCGCAGCCUCGAGCGUAACGUGGGACAGAACAUCGUGUCGGCGUACGCGGCCCGUAUCAAUUCGCUCGAGCGGACACGCCAGAUGAGCAUGGAGUACGGCAGCUCCGUCAAGGCGAUGCGCUCGAAUUCGCUCACCCGCCAGUACAGUGGUGGCAAUCAGUCCGAUCUUUAUCCGGGCGUCGGACAUGGCGUUCGCUCCGCUAGUCUCGAGCGCGGUAAUGGACCCUCGAAUGCUGGCGGUGGUGGUGGUGGUGGGUAUAUGAACCGCAUGGGAAGCCUCGAACGGAACCAGCAGACGCCCACCACCCAGUCAAUCUUCCUGAACUCGAUCAAAGGUGGCAGCCUGGAACGCAACCAAUCGGCCGCGAUCGUCAACGAUAUGCUAAACAGCAAGAUCGCGUACAAGGGUGGUAGUCUGGAGCGUAACCAGCACAUCCUGAUGAGUCGUGGUGGAGCCGUGGGUAGUCUCGAGCGCAACAUGCCCUUCCAGAACUACCGCAGCCCGGUAGCGGCGGCCCCGAAAGAGCAGGAACCAUUCCAGGAAGAAAUCUACGACUUUGGCGGUGUGAACGUAAAGUCUUGCGCUUCGAUCGCGCUGAAGAAGAGCGUCGAGAAGGGCAUGCUGCCACCGAGUUCGUUGGUGGUAUCGCCAGGGCUUCCUGCCAACUCCUCCGGGGCUAACUUUGCCCUCCCACCACCGUACAGUUCGGCCAGCAAGCAGCAGCAAGCAGCAAACCUCCAGCAACAGCAGCAUCAAAUGCAGGGCACCCCACAGCGCGCCCUCUGGGCAGGUGGUGCCCCCGGGCCCGCCAUGCAUCAGCAAAUUUACAUUCAACAAUCGCAAACACAACCCCAACCGGUUCCGCAAGUCGCUGGAAGCAUGAUGGCGUCGUCGUCGUCCGGUGGAGGUUCCGGGCCGAUCAUAGGAAUUGCUUCAUCGCAGCAGGUUCAGAUACCGAUGAAAAUGUCCCACAGCCAAUCGGUGGCCCAUCAAGCCGUUCAACCGAUGCAACCGAUGCAGAUGGCCACAUCGAUCGCACAGCCGGUCCACCAGCCGGUGAUGGGUGAUCAACAAGCUUCGACUUCACAGCAACAGCAACAGCCGCCGCCCGCUCAGCUACAGGAAACGCAACAACAGCUGGAAGAGAAGCUCCGCCGGCAGCAGCAGGAAAGCGAAAUCGACUCCAAGUGGUUGCAGCAGGAGGAGAACAACCUUAAGAAGCGGCUCAGUUUGAUCACGGCCAACACCGCCAACAUGUCGCUCGAACAGCAGCAAUCUGCUCCAACCGGGGCUCCAGUGGAGAGUGGCACACCACCGAUCAACGGCGGAGGUUCAUCCCUCUCUGGAAGCUACCAUUCCCAACAGAGCCCACACUUCUCGCCGCAGAACACCAUGUCCGGACCGCAGAGCUUGGGCGAUCACUAUCCUACCACACCGAAUACGAGCGAUUCACGACCACAUACCCCCGGUUCCAGCGGUGGCAUGAUAAAGUCGAAGAGCUCCUCGAUGGAACGCUGCACCACGCCCCAGUCGGGCGAUGAGAAGUUCGCGGUGAAGAAGGUCGAACCAACCAAAACGAUGCCACUCGAUCGGACGAACGAUCAGGUGUACACCGCCACCACCAGUGUGGUUAAGUCGAUUAUGGCCCUCAGCCAGGGUGUGGACCGAGCGCAGGCACCGGAAUACCUUAACCUGGUACGAAACGUCGGGUUCGAGCUGCGUGCACUGCUCGGUGCAGUCGAUCAGCUGUCGGCCAACUUCCCGCCACAGCGUUAUAAGGAAGUGGAAAUGGCACACAAAGUAUUAUCCAAAGACAUGUACGAACUAGUUACAGCCAUGCGGCUGGCGCAGCAGUAUAGCGAGACGACGCUAGAUGCCGAGUACCGGAAGAGUAUGCUAGCAGCAGCUCACGUACUAGCGAUGGAUGCCAAAAACCUCCUCGAUGUGGUCGACUCCAUAAGAGUGCGCUACCCGAACCUCUUCCAGCGGCAACCGAGCGUCCCGACAAGUCCCACGCAACGCCAACACGCCACGGCCAACAGUACGGGCCCGUCCGCUUCGUCAGUCCAUCCGUCCAGCGUUCCCAUGGCAGGAGCAUUCGCUCAGCAGCAACAGCACCAGCCGUAUCUGCAGCAGCAGCAGCAUUCCUUCGAUCAGUCGCAGCUGCUCAUGAUGGGCGAAUGCUACCAGAACCUCCAACCAAAGCAACCCCUGCUGGCGCACAGCUCCCCGCCAACAUCACUCACACAUUCCUUCGACACGUCGGUGGCGGCCGCCGGCGGCAUGGGUGGACAGCAGAGUGGCAUCUACGAUAACGAAUGUAUGAUCGGCCAGCAGCAGCAGCAGCAACAGACCGCCGACGGAGGGAAGCUCAGGAAACCGGCUAUAGCUGCCAAACCACCAUCGGUCGUUGCGAUGGCUUCGGCGAAACUGAAACCGGCUGGUAUGAUGUCGUCCGAAGGCACCCUUCCGGAGGGUGUUUGUGAGAUGUACUCAAACACCGGGGCGUCCGGAGCACCGUCCUCGAACAACGCAAACGGCGCUGGACAGCUAGACAUCAAACUUCCCGAUCCCGUUUCGUGUACGAUCGUGCAGGAAAACCUUCUGGCCGCCAACAAUCAGAAGGUGAUGGCCACAAACAAGCUGAGCGGUUAAGGGCAACAACACUUUUACCCUCCACAGUGUGGGGGUAUUUUCUUUUUUACUUUUCAAAGACAAGCAGUGGUCCCAACCUCAACCAAGGGAACCCCGUUCCUACAUUCUUUAACCACUUUUAUUGCCCACGGUAGGGACAAUUACAUUUUCAUUUCAUCGCGUAUCUCAUAUACUCAAUUAUUUUCUGAACUACGGUGAACUUUUGUUGUGAAUAGUAAAAGUAGUCAAACGGUCGGGAAGCAGACGAACGUCGUCUGAGACUUGUUCUAGAAUUAGCUUGCCUGUACGCGCGUUGAACUGAAUGUUGGAAGAUGGUUUAAAAUUGCCCCAAAAGCGGUGGCAGUUCGACAGAACUAAGAGAACGAUAUAAAGUCGGAAUUAAAUAAUAAACAGUGUAAUCGCUAUCAGUAUCAGUCAGGAAACACAUUCACUAGCCGGAAUAGAGCAUGAACGUCAGGUCGGGUUUUCCAUAUGAGAAGAGAUGGCACGAGUUAAAUCGCCACCAUAUGUCAGUAUGGCCAAAUCCACAGUGCAUUAUGGAUCUGGGUGCACACAUGCUAGAAUUAAUGGUCCGUUUUAUCUAGUAAGGGAAGCUACAGAAAAUCCUCCUGUACGGUCGCGCUAAAUAUUUGUAAUGCGGAUGAGUUAUAAUAUUUGAUAAACACCCAAGCUGACGUUAGGAGAUAUUCCGCGCGUGGUAUGAUUCGUGCGACAUAAUGUCAAUAAAGUGAAAUUGUGAACAAAUGAAUAAUGAAACAACCGCCAGUGCUGAUUUGAAUCUGCUUUAUUGCAACCAGAACCAGGCGUUUGCCUCGCGUCAUCGAGCAAUCAAUCUGAACAGUUCUUUUUCUGGAAAACAAAAGUUUGUAGCCUUUUCUCUUUUGCUUAGCCGCAUAUUUUUUUGCUUCUUUUGCAAUCGACCUAAUAACGAUCGUUAUAUUUCUUACCCGAGCACUGAGAGGAAUUGUUCCUAACCGAUAACUAACCACCAACUCAAAACUUACAACACAAUCAAGAAAGAUAGAAAAUUAAACUACAAUGCAGUAGAAACAAUAGAACUCAACUUUAGAUGCCACCGUUUUAUCAUAAAGGAAAUUACGUUGUGGCAAUAGACACUUUUUGCUGAAUGUAAACGUUUCGAACCAUUUUACACAGUUUGAGUAGAAGCAAAUAGUAACGACGUACUUGUUCCGCUUUUUUUACGUCUUGUUGUCCGUAACCCCUCUUACUAAUGCGCGACACCACAUUCCACCGUACCGUAAUGUGCAUUUCUAACCGACCAAAAACUGACAUUCGUUCGUUUGCGCCAUUCAACCACCAACCAAUAAGAUAAAUGUAACCGCUGACUGCUAAUGCUUUUAUGUUUAAGAAAACACUAUAUAUGUAGCCUAGGGGUCUAACAACUUUAAAUAUUAGAACAAACUGUGACGGUGGGAAGGCGAAAAUCUAUGCAUGUACGUAUGCCCAUUUUAUGCGUGAAUGUGUGAGUGUUUUGUUUGGCCGUUUUCCUUUUUGGUCCAACUAUUUAUCUACCACAAGGGGAUCUAUCUACUCAAUAACGUGUUUCGUGUUAACGAUCUGAAACCGGAUCUGCAUCCCAAUGCUAACAUUUUCUGGGAAUGGAAAAACAUAUACCAUGGACGUGUACGAAGAAGUCAUGCUACUCAACUACUAAACGCAUCUACGCUAGCAAAAAAGCCACGCAGCUUCUAACAACGCUUUGAUAAAAGCCAAAACCAGUUUAUACGCAAUAGCUAAUCACAAUGGAUCUAACUUCAUUCUUAACCGCAACAUAUUAAAUAAGUUUGUACAUAGGAAAAAUAGAAACAUGGUAUGGAUGUAUUUUCCAAGUUCAUUUUACAUUUUUAUUAUAGGUUUCCUCCUUCAAACAAGUAAACUUUGUGUAAUAAAGAAUGAUCUCGAGGAACUUUUCGAUAAGUUUCUUAUGUGCUUCAAUUAGAGCAACCGGAGUGGUUAAUUUAUGAGAGUUCGCUUGUUAUAUUAUCUAACCAAUUAAUAAAAUCUGCGUAACACAUGCGAGUAGGAAUGGCAGGCAAGAAGGAAGCCGGUGGUGGUUUGUAAUCAAAAACUGAAAACACAGGGAAAAUUGCUACAAAACAACAAAUCUAAUCAAUCCACAGCAUAUAACACUAACGAGCAGCUUGCAGGGAUGGUAGAAUGCAGGAGGUUUACUAAUGUCGUGAAUCCGGAUUAUCAGCUGAUCAAGUAGUACUUUUCAAACAAACCCUCCAAUCCCUUUUUGUAGGUUCGCCAAUCGAUCAUUCUACUCAUUAAUAAAGCA
Messenger RNA from Anopheles coustani, 10471 nucleotides. RefSeq lists its product as uncharacterized. The transcript is spliced from 15 exons. NCBI's taxonomy places the organism in Eukaryota, Metazoa, Arthropoda, Insecta, Diptera, Culicidae. The record is from RefSeq and is a predicted model, not a curated record. Gene Ontology annotation, molecular function: ATP binding; protein tyrosine kinase activity. The coding region runs from base 1 to 8169 and encodes 2722 amino acids. Gene Ontology annotation, cellular component: focal adhesion; cytoskeleton. Gene Ontology annotation, biological process: protein phosphorylation; signal complex assembly.